Cherax quadricarinatus is the source of this 3203-nucleotide messenger RNA. NCBI's taxonomy places the organism in Eukaryota, Metazoa, Arthropoda, Malacostraca, Decapoda, Parastacidae. The record is from RefSeq and is a predicted model, not a curated record.
AAAUAUGAAUAUGUUGAAGAUGUAUGACCAGUAUUUAGAGAGUCACUACUGUAUCUUGGAAGGCUUGGAGACUUCAUUCCGCAAGAACCGGCAAUUUGAGCAGGUUUAUCGUGAUUUUGAAAUGCAGAAAGUUUGCUACUUGCCUCUAACUUCAUUUAUUUUGAAGCCACUCCAUCGCCUUCAGCAUUAUCAUCUUCUCCUUGAUCGUUUAGUGAAGCACUAUGGUAGUGCAAAUCACCAUGACUACCGAGAGUGCAUGACUGCAAAGGCCAAGCUGAGCCAGGUCAUUAAGGGCAUGGUUCCUGCUCUGUCUAACUCAGAGAAUUUGGUCAAGCUGGUUGAGUUACAACGGGACCUAAUUGGAAUUGACAAUUUGAUACAGCCUGGUCGGGAAUUUUUAAGAGAAGGCUGUUUACAAAAGCUCUCCCGUAAAGGCUACCAGCAACGAAUGUUCUUCCUGUUUAAUGAUGUGCUGCUGUACACGAACCGGACUACUACACCAGUACUACAGUUCAAAGUGCAUGGUCAGCUGCCCCUCCGAGGUGUGAUGGUUGAGGAAACAGAGAGCCGCAUGGGAGCUACUAAUUGUUUUACUAUCUAUGGGGGUAACAGAGCCUUAAUGGUUGCAGCUAACAGUGAAGAAGAAAAAGUCAAAUGGCUUGAAGACCUCACAAGAGCUAUUAGUCAAGCAAAAUCUCGACCUGAUGAUGCCUUCCACUACCUCUCCCUAAAGUCUAUUAGCUCUUCAGAUGAGGUUUUAGACCGCAGUGAGAUGAGUGUGCUGGAAGAUUCUUUAAGUCCCACCAGGGGCAUUGGAGACAAGGGCACUUCUCCCCAGCAGCGAUCCAACACAACUGUCCAUGUUUGUUGGCAUCGAGCAACAAGUGUUUCUUCACAAGAUUAUUCACUUGCUGUUCAGAAUCAGCUGAGUGGGUACCUGCUACGUAAAUUUAAAAACAGCAUGGGUUGGCAGAAGCUGUGGGUUGUUUUCACCAAUUUCUGCCUAUUCUUUUACAAAACUUUCCAAGAUGACUUUCCUCUGGCAUCUCUCCCACUACUGGGAUACACCAUCACCACACCGGGAGAGGAUGACCAGAUCCAGAAAGAAUUCGUCUUCAAGCUUCAGUUUAAGAAUCAUGUCUACUUUUUCAGAGCUGAAUCAGAAUUUACAUUUUCCCGUUGGAUGGAGGUAAUAGCAACUGCCACACAAAACUCUGCAAGAACUCGUCUGUUCUCCAGGAAAGAGAGUGAGAAUGAAAGCAUCAGGCUGUGAAGUUGAAUACAGAAGGGUUUUGUGAACAGUACUGUCAUAACUUCAUUGCAUCACUGCCCAAGGAAGCAUCUCGGCAAACUUACAUGCCAUUGUUAAUAUAGGUUAAAAAAGUGCAUAAAUUAUCUUGUGUUUUAAAAGAAAUUGUAUCAUUUAAUAAUCACUUGGUCUCUGUAGACUAAUAAUUUUCCUAAUGUCAACAGUGAUUUUCAAAUUAACCAUAUUAAGACUCCAAUGCAGAUUUUCUGUUUUUUAUCAAGUUAAUUUUAUAUGCCAUAAAUCUGGGAUAAUAAGGAAAUGCCAUGUUAUAUCUGCAUAAUAGCCAUGAAGUAGCAAGGUUUCCUCGUGUGUGUGUGAGAGAGCAUGUAUGUACGCAUGCUUGUGUGCACGUGUGUGUGUGUAAUUUUGCAGAAGUUAAGAACUGAGAAUGAGGAUCCUUUCUCUUUUUUUUUUUUUAUUUGCAAGCGUAUUUUAAUUUAACAACUAAAAGCAGGUUGUAAAGUAAAUUGUUUACAAACUGUUCAAGAUGGUUGAUGCCUCUCAAAUUGUUUAAUAUUUUUAUAGUACUAAGAAGUUAGUGUAAAUACUGUAUUUUAAAUAUAGGUGAAGGCCUACCCCUCCAAAAAAUGUUAACUAUUACAAAUUUUAUGUAUAAAUUAUGUCUUGUAUAAGUAGCAUUUUUGCAUAGGCUUAUUUUAAAACAAAGUAUGUAUACCCUUUCAAGAAUUAUGACAUUUUGUUUACAUAGUGAUGACUGCAUAUCACUUGAGUUUUACACAAAAAUGCAUUUUCAUUAAAAGAAAGCCAUGAUAUUUUGAAGAAAUUUCAUAUACAAGAUUGUACAGUGUAAUAUUUAGAAUAUAUUUACAGUUUUGAUGUAGAGGACCAAGCAGCUAAAUCUUGUUCAUCAAGAUUUAUUUCACAAAUUGAAAUUUGUUAAUAUUUUGACAAAUGCCAAAUCAUAUCAUUUUUCUACUAUCAUUGAGGUUGAGGAUUUGUGAGUAAAUUUUAAUAGUAUGAAAGAGUGCUAUUUAAUAUUAUGGUGCAUCAGUAAAAUGUAGAUAAGUUUGCUAAUGGGAACCCUCUUACAAGAAAGUUAGCAGUGAGGUUACAAACGCCUUGUUAGCAACAGCAAAUGUAGGUUGUGUACCAAUAAGUUAUUGCUCGUUAGAAAAAAAAAAAAGCAUACAAUUGUUUAUUGCUUACACUUCAUAAAUAUAUUCAUUUAUUGACUCUAAAUUUGGUUUAGGUAGUUUAUGUAUAUGUUUAUACUGUUAUUCAAAGUUGUGAUUAAUAUUAUUAGAUAGAAUUCAUUCUUAGUGCUGGAAUUUACCAGUUCAUAUUAUGUAAGUAUUAGAGAAUUAUUUGGGGGUCCUAGUCCAUAAUAGUCAUUGGUGAGAGAUGUUCGUAUAGCAUCAUAGUUGUCAACUAAAUGUGUACCAAAAAAUUUAUAAAAAAUCCAUUCAUAGAAUCUCACGUUUUUUUUAAUUUUAGUCUUUAUAUGAUUUACUGUUAUAGUGGGUACAAUAAUAAUGCUCUUCAGUUCAACAUUGUCAAGUGUGGCAUUUCGUCGUAUUUAAUAAUUAAGGUUAAAAAAAAUUUGUCAUCCGACCAUAGAACAUACUAAAAAAUUAAUCUGGAUAUAUUUUGAAUCAAUAAUAAAAACUUUUCUUUCUCAAGUGUGCCAUGAUCUUUUUGAAACCAUACAAACUCUGUUGACAUUAAAUAAGCUUUAUCAAAGUGUUGAGAUUUCAGAUGAAAAGGCUUUCUCCUUUUUUUUUUUUUGUCAAAAAUUGAUUUUUCAUUCUCAUGCAUGUUGUGCUCAAAUGUUUUAAACUGACCUAUUAUUUGUUUGUAAAUUUUCUUCACUUGCAUUGCCUUGACCCUGCCUUACCACCUUAGAUCUGUAUUAUUGCAAUAAAUAAUAGAGCUA